UUACAUCCUGUGCCCCCGGCAUCCAAUGGCAGUAGCUCCCAGUCUUCUUGUGAACAGCCUUUACCAUGGUUCAGUCUAAAGUGCUUAGGAGGAGUGGAUAACAUCGGACUAUCGUCUUUGAAACACAUAUCCCAUAGCCUCUUGAUGCAUCCCCUGUCUCAAAAACUAGGUCCCAUAUCUGCUGGCCUAUGCAGUGGGGGUAUCCUGAUUACUGGACCAAAGGGAAGUGGCAAAUCAACCUUAGCAAAGGCCAUUUGCAAAGAAGCAUUUGAUAAAUUUGAUGCUCACUUGGAAGUGAUUGACUGUAAAACUUUAAGAGGGAAAAGAUUAGAAAAUAUAAGGAGGAAACUGGAAGAAGCCUUCCUAGAGGCAGCAUGGAGACAGCCAUCUGUCAUUCUAAUGGACGAUCUUGAUCGUAUAGUGGGCGUUCCCCUUGCUCCAGGACACGAAAACAGUCCUGAAGCAGUCCAGAGCACCCGUCUCGCUCAUGUUCUGAAAGAUGUGAUAAAAGAAGUUACUUCCAUGCACAGUUUGAUUGCAUUUAUUGCCACAAGUCUAUCUGAGCAGUCCCUACAUUCUUCCAUCAUUUCUACUCAAGGAAUUCAUAUAUUUCAGUGUUUCCAACAUAUUCAAGUUCCAAAUCAGAGGCAAAGAUAUGAAAUACUUCAGUCCAUAAUAAAAAACAGAUUUGACUUCAGUGUAGACAGAUUCUGUGAUCUUGAUCUCCAUCAAAUUGCAAAGGAAACAGAAGGAUUUGUAGCUAGAGAUUUGACAAUGUUAACUGAUCGUGCCAUCCAUUCAUGUGUUUCUAGCAGAGGAGCAUGUAAAAAAGAAGAUCUGGUUCUGUCAACUUUAGAUUUCCAAAAAGCUUUACAGGGUUUCACCCCAAUAUCUUUGAGAAACAUUAACCUCCAUAAACCUCAGGAUUUGGGCUGGGAUAAAAUUGGUGGUCUUAAAGAAAUACAGCAAACACUUAUAGAUACCAUCCAGUUACCUGCAAAGUAUCCAGAAUUAUUUGCCAAUCUGCCCAUACGGCAAAGAACAGGAAUCUUACUAUAUGGGGCUCCAGGAACCGGAAAAACUUUACUAGCAGGUGUGGUUGCCCAAGAGAGUGGAAUGAAUUUUAUCAGCAUCAAGGGGCCAGAACUGCUCAGCAAAUACAUUGGAGCAAGUGAACAGGCAGUUCGAGAUAUAUUUAACAGAGCUCAAGCAGCCAAGCCAUGCAUACUUUUCUUUGAUGAAUUUGAUUCUCUUGCUCCUCGAAGAGGUCACGAUAACACUGGUGUAACUGACCGAGUUGUUAAUCAACUGCUGACUCAGUUAGAUGGUGUAGAAGGUUUAGAAGGAGUUUAUAUACUAGCAGCCACUAGUCGUCCUGAUUUGAUUGACCCUGCUCUUUUGAGGCCCGGUCGGCUGGAUAAGUGUCUAUAUUGUCCACCUCCUGAUCAGGCUUCCCGAUAUGAAAUAUUAAAAGCUCUGAGUCAUUCUCUUACUUUGGCACAUGAUGUGGAUUUUCAGCAUUUGGCAGCAAAAACUGAGUAUUUCACUGGAGCAGACUUAAAAGCUUUAUUAUACAAUGCCCAAUUAGAAGCAGUGCAUGCUAGUUUGAACUCAACUUUGCCCCAGGAGAUAGGUUCCAGCUCAGAUAGUGAUCUUAGUCUAUCCUCAAUGGUUUUCUUAAACCAAAGUAGUGGAUCAGAUGAUUCUGCCAGAGAUGGAGAAGGAGGCUUAGAACAGUCAUUAACUUCCCUUGAGCUGUGUGACCUGCUUCCUGAAGAUCCAAGGUCUAACAUCUAUCGCCUUUACUUUGGCAGCUCCUAUGAAUCUGAACUUGGCAAUGGAACUGCUUCAGAAAUGAGUUCUCAGUGUUUCUCAGGACCAAACUCCAUAAACCAUGAAUUAACCAGCAUAACUCUGAAGGAUUUAGUAUCUUCUCAACCUCCAACUUUAAGAACCACUUUACAGGAGGAAGUUGCUACCAGCAUGUCAUCAGUAACCAAAAGAACUCUAAAUAUUACUCAGAUUCAUCUAAUGACUGCUCUUGAAAGUACAAAGCCAUCUAUUAGUCAAGAAGACUGGAAUAAGUUUGCUGAGCUCUAUGAUAAUUUUCAAAAUCCAAAGAGAAAGGAGUCCAGUGGAGCAACUUUCAAACAAAAAGUAACAUUAGCUUAACUGCUGUUAAAGCAGUAUUAAUUAUGCUCAUUGAGUAAUUUUCCAGAAAAGUGUUUACAUGUUAAAUUGUAUCUAUGAACAUGAAUAUGUUAUUGCUAAUAUGAAGAACAUUUUAAUUAUUUCAAGAUUAUUUUACAUCAUUUUAAUUUUCAAAUUAUGCUUUCCUGAAAACUAUAUUAAAACCUUUGAGAUAUC
Molecule: messenger RNA, 2367 nt
Organism: Python bivittatus (Burmese python)
Lineage: Eukaryota; Metazoa; Chordata; Lepidosauria; Squamata; Pythonidae
Source: RefSeq, a predicted model, not a curated record